AUGGCCUACGGUCGUCGAAACUUUGUCGCUUAUCAACGUGGAGGAGCAGCCGGCAGUAUUGUGGUUCCCAGCAGAUCGCUAGCGUCGUAUCGCAACAAGAUUGCUGCGAUUCUGCUUGUAACUGUUGUUUACACCGCCUUCCUCUACAAUUCGGGAGGCGCUCAACAUUUUCUCUCCAACGCCGGUGUCAAGCCAGAUUCCAGGGUUGCUCGAGCUGCUAGCGAAGGAAUGUCUGCCAUGAUUUCUGCAGGGAAAAAACUGACUGUGGCCACCUGGAACAUUGCUGCCAUUAACAACAAUCCAUUUGAGUAUUGGAUCACCUACAAGGAAAAUCCCAAAUAUGAGGAGCUCAUGAUCAAAGUCGAACAGUUCUUGGAAGAACCAGGGGAUCGUGAUGUCCCAGUUUCGGCUGUGUUUACUGAAAACAUGUUCACCCAACUUGAUACUCGAAUCAAGCAAGUGGGAUGGACCAGUAUGAGAGGAUACUGGGAUGACGACUUUAAAAACCGAAAGAUUAUUGCCCAGUUCAUGAAAGAUAAACUGCUCGGGUCCAAGCGAUUGGCAUCCAUGCCUGAUCGCAUUACCAACACCAUCAACAUUGAGGGUUCCAACGAACAAGUAUUCCGACCAACUGUCAUCAACAUGUACGAUGGGGAUCUGUCCAGUCUAGACAAGUGGUGGGCAGAAUGGGAACGAUUCAUGUUCGACGACAAAAUCAACAUUAAGACCAAGGAAGGUGUGGAAGAAAAGGAGCCAUUCAAAAUGCUACAACCCAUCAAAAAGGCCAAAUAUCCAGAUAUCACGGAACAAGAAGAAACAGACUCGCUCCCACUACAAACCUUGUGCGGAGCCAUCUUUGAUGCAAUUCUGGUGCACAUGAUGAACACGGUUUCGGACACGCCCGAACAAUGGAUGGAUCUAAAAAGGACCAUGGUGGAUGCCCUCAAUAAGCAAAAGGUACCGCAUACGCUGGGUAUCCUGGAAAAUCAAUACAUCAACUCGGAUAUCAUCACGCUGCAGGAAGUCUCCUCAUCCUUUAUCGAUCAAGCCAAGGCCGGUCGGUUGGGAAACACCUUCCACAUUGUUGCACCUGGGGCGCUGGAUGCUGUUCGUGAUCAAAACUCGGUCAUCUUUUUGAACAAAGAAACAUUCCCAGGAGGAAGUCAGAAGGAAAUCACUUCUAUUGUGGAGGGUGCAUUUCCAGAAGGGGAAAAGGUACCUGUCGCCAAUGGCGAUAUCCUCGCCAUUACCGCAACUAGCGCUCACAACGUUCCCUUUGUGGUAGCAUCUUUCCAUGGAGAUACCAAUGGACUUGCUACCAUUCCAGUUGUGGAUGCCAUUGUUAAAGCCAUGGGAGCGGACAAGGAGCUUGUCAGCCAUCGGCUAGUCUUUGGAAUGGAUGCCAAUACGUACGAAAAUGCGAAACCCAAAAAGCAACAAGAUGUCUUGGAAUUUGGAACCGCCUACCGUGCCCAUGGAUUGACUUCUUGCUGGGGUGACGUUCCCGACGCUUCCAACUACACCACUUACAAUGCACGUACGUAUCUUCAGCCUCAGUUGAACAAGGCUUGCAAACGCGACGAAAAGCGGGCCAAAGGUGACGUCAACCCCAAGGAUUUUAUUCUCUUUGCCAAGGACCAUUUCGCGGUGGAACAAGUGUGGAAGGACAACACUGGAAAGCGGGAAUACGUGGAAGAUAUGGCCUUCCCUACCCUUGAGUUUCCGAGUGACCAUGGCGUCCUUUCCACUGUGAUUGUGCCCAAGGAUUCAACAAUUUAA
Seminavis robusta is the source of this 1779-nucleotide messenger RNA. Lineage: Eukaryota; Bacillariophyta; Bacillariophyceae; Naviculales; Naviculaceae. The record is from the annotation of a GenBank genome assembly.